This is a messenger RNA of Emericellopsis atlantica, 959 nucleotides long. Its product is annotated as short-chain dehydrogenase. Gene Ontology annotation, cellular component: membrane. The coding region runs from base 88 to 879 and encodes 263 amino acids. The record is from RefSeq and is a predicted model, not a curated record. Lineage: Eukaryota; Fungi; Ascomycota; Sordariomycetes; Hypocreales; Bionectriaceae. The transcript has a single exon.
AGACUGCUUCGAAACAACACGCGCGGCGACUGACUCUCCCCAUACUCUUGAAACUGCAAUCAUUCUCAUCAUCACUCACUCAACACAAUGCCCGGCGACAAGCUUAACUUCAAGUGUGCCGUCAUCACAGGCGGCGCUGGGGGUAUCGGCCGCGCCAUGGCCGAGUACUUCAUCGCCAACGGCAAAAAGGUCCUCCUUGCAGGCCGCACGGAAUCCAAUCUGCAGGAAACGAGCAAGGCCAUUGGCGCGGCCGGCUACUAUGUCCUCGACACGGGCAAGACAGCUGACAUUCCGUCCUUUGUCGAGAAGAUCACAAAGGAGCACCCCGAGCUAGACUGCCUCGUCAACAACGCCGGUGUGCAGCGGCCGAUCGACGUUACCAAGAUGGAUGCCGUCGAUUUCCUGUCCAAGGCAGACCAGGAGAUUGAUAUCAACAUCCGCGGACCCAUGCAUCUGGCACUGACAUUGUUGCCGCACCUCCAGUCCAAGCCAUCGGCGACCAUCAUCAAUGUCUCGUCCGUCUUGGGCUUUGUGCCCUUCUCCAUCAUAAACCCGGUCUACAACGGCACCAAGGCCUGGCUGCACUCGUGGAGCAUGACCCUGCGCACGCAGCUGGCGCAGGCGGGCACCAACGUGCGCGUGGUGGAGAUUGCGCCCCCCAUGGUUGAGACGGACCUGCAUCGCGAGAGGGUCGAUCCGGACGACAACAAGAAGGAGAAGAACGCAAUGGCUUUGAGCUUGAAAGAGUUUAUGGAUGAGAUUUCGGUGAAGCUGGAGAACGGUGAUGAUAUGAUCACGGCUGGGCCUGGCAAUGACAUGGUGCGGAAAUGGUAUGACGCGUAUGGGGCAGUUUACUCCAAAGCUUCUGGUGGGAAGUAGCAGAGUUUGAAGAAAUGAACAGAGUAAUAAAUGCGGACACUUUUCAGCCUGCAAUGCUGUGCUACCGCCAGCUAUCAAAA